CCUAUACAAGUAGAAGGCAAUAACUUAGAUUCACUAGAACAUAUCAACAAAAGCAAUCCUAGCUGGGAUAAACAAGUAGUUCAAGAAGCUAAAAAACUUAAGAAAAUAACAAAUACAUAUAAGAAAGAACUUUAA
Messenger RNA from Cetraspora pellucida, 135 nucleotides. Lineage: Eukaryota; Fungi; Glomeromycota; Glomeromycetes; Diversisporales; Gigasporaceae. The record is from the annotation of a GenBank genome assembly.